This is a messenger RNA of Rhizophagus irregularis DAOM 181602=DAOM 197198, 537 nucleotides long. NCBI's taxonomy places the organism in Eukaryota, Fungi, Glomeromycota, Glomeromycetes, Glomerales, Glomeraceae. The record is from RefSeq and is a predicted model, not a curated record.
AAAUAAAUUAUUUUAUUAACCACAUUAACGUUAUUUACAGUUAUCUGAUAUGAAUGGUUCAUGACUAUGAAGAUAGCAAAAAUUUUUUACUUUGUUAAAUUAUUAAUGUGUAAAGUGGAUCAUCGUGAAUUUUUGUUCUUAUAUAAUUUUUCUCAUCAUGUGGUAUAUGUGGUAUGAGCACGCAAUCACGCAAUGAUGUUAUUAUAUCUAUAAUCAUGAAUGGAAAAAAAAUAAGUGUUUCACUUAUCACUCUUCAUCACCCUUCUCUUUAUUACCUUCCCAACUUCCCUCUCUUUGUCGUCUCUUUUCUCUCACUCUCCCCUUCGUCUCUUUCACUCCUCCCUUCCUUCUUCUUCCCACUCUUGUCAUUUCUCCCUCUCUCACUUCUUCCAUUUUUUUCUUCCUCUCCCUUCUCGCUUACUCCCUUCCUUUUCUUCUUCCUUAUAUUAUCAUAUACCUUUUUCGUCUUUACGUUAAGAAAUUGUAGGUGUUUUGAGUAUAUUUUGAUGGAGUAGCAUGAUGCUAUGCACGGGUGGG